AUGUGGAUGAGUAAACUGGUUAAGCAUCCAUCCUACAGUGUUUUGGGGUUUUACACGAAGAGGCUUUGUACUGAAUCAUUCAAAUCGUUACAUGAAUUUGAUGUACUGCCGAAUAGCACAAUAUUUCAUUCUGUCUAUUCUCGAAGAACGUGCACAACUGGCAGGGCUCUCAUACGUGAUACUUCAAUCCAUAAACCUUAUUCAACCCACAGGAUAUAUGCAAUUGAUCGAUCAAAAAAUGAAAAUACUCGGAGGGCUUAUGACAAAUGCGAGGUAAAGGGAAUACCCAUUGAUGCGUACACGUUAAAACGAAUUAUUAAUUCUUGUGGUAUGAAUGAAGUAGAAUUUUCGAAAAGUAUAAGUUACUUAUAUGUGAAGACCGCAGGCUCUGGACUCAGGGAUGUACUGUCUUCAGAGGAGCUGUCUUUUCUUUUAAACAAACUAUAUUCACAACGGUUUCAAAUCAGGGGAAUUUGUAGAGACAUAAACGUCAAAUAUUCAGAAUUUUGGUUUAAACUGUUUUCCUUAUAUGCAGAAAAAGUUGACGCCAAGAGAAACCAAAUUAAUUUACGAAAUAUAAAAUUAGAUGCGUGCGAAAUAUUUGAUAUGAAUCUUUUAAUCAAAAACUUCAUAGAGCUCGGUCAAUUAGGUAAGGCUCAAAAAAUUUUAAGUUUUAUUGUCGAUAGAAAUCCUGAUAUAUUACUUUCCCCAAAAACUGCAGACAUUAGCACAAUUGUUCACUUUCUACAAUUACGUUGUGGCGCGUUGGCAGCUUAUUGGAAAAUACCAGAUAAUAGUGAGCAAAAACAAUGGCAUUUACGAAGGAUGGUUCGAUUAGGUGCGAAAAAUACUUCAAUUCGUCUCUCUUCCACCUAUAAGGCCAUGGACCACCAAACGUUAUUGAAGAUUGCUGAUCUUGCACUGCAGGAGAAAAGGUUUUUGAAUUCCGAGGAUCUAUUAUCUACUUUAAUUCAGUCCUUUGGGCACUUGGGACAAACCCAAAUAUUGGAACGGUGUAUUGAACAUGUAUGGCAAAUAUCACCGCAGGAGUUUCCUAGUCACGUGGUAGUCAAAUCUCGAGGAUGUUAUCCUAGUUCCAAAAUUCUUGUUUCAAUCUUGGUCUCAUUCUACUUAAAUGACAACGAUCUUCACAGAGGCCUAAGUAUUUUGGAUUCAUUCAUAAAACACUAUCCGGAUGUGAAAUUGGAUGCGCUAUUUUGGAGAAGACUGCUUCAGUUGAGCCAUUUCGCUUGGGCGCCAACGAACGACAAGAGAGCCACUUCUGUUGUUAGAUGUUGGGAUUUAAUGAAGCAGUGGUAUACAUCUAAGCGGCUAAACCCUUCAGUUGAUUAUGAGACGUUGAGACAACUGUAUGAUAUCAUGAAGAAAACAGGUAAUUUCCCGCUUGGCAUUGAUGUUUUAAGGAAUUUCAAACUAGGGAUCGAAAGAGUGAGAACAGCGAACGACGGAAGAGUCAACAAUAUCAUUAUCAAAUACCAAAAGUGUAUUAUUAAGGAGCUUGUAAAUAGAGGUAAAUUUUCAGCGGUAAGAAAAUUUAUUAACAAUUUCGGUUUUGAUAGAAAAAUGACCAAAGAUUUGAAUAUUUUCUGUGCAAAUCGUAUGCUCAUAAGGAGUAGGAAAAUGAAAAACAAGAUUGAGAACAAAAAGGAAAGGGAAAAAUUAAGGCAGGGUAGUUUCGAUGAUGAUGAAGAUGACGGUAUGAUUAUAGGGAGCCUUUGGUGA
This is a messenger RNA of Saccharomyces paradoxus, 1743 nucleotides long. RefSeq names its product Aep2p (gene AEP2). NCBI's taxonomy places the organism in Eukaryota, Fungi, Ascomycota, Saccharomycetes, Saccharomycetales, Saccharomycetaceae. The transcript has a single exon. The coding region runs from base 1 to 1743 and encodes 580 amino acids. The record is from RefSeq and is a predicted model, not a curated record.